UCAAAUCUUUAUUAAAAUACCAAAUAUGUCAUUCUUAACAACUUUGUCAAAUUCAUGCACUCUCCAAAGUAGUUUAUUUUGUGCACAAAAACCAAAUCCAUUAUCACUAAGGACAUCAACUUUACCAACCCAAGUUGGUAACAAAAUUGUUUAUCAACCUCUAAAGCAUAAUAAAGUGUUUUCGCCAAAUAGAUGUGUUGAGAAAAUAAAGGCAUCACUCAAGAAUGUUGAGGUUUUCAGUAAGGAACAUCUUGCUGUGUCCUUGGCCUAUGAUGUUGCUCAACUUUCUACCAAGUUUACCAAAGAAAGAGGUGCUUUCACUGUUGCUUUGUCUGGUGGAUCAUUGAUCAAGUACCUUAGGAAAUUGGUUGAUUCUCCCUAUGCUAAAACCAUAGAUUGGUCAAAAUGGCAUGUUUUCUGGGUUGAUGAGAGAGUUGUCCCAAAGGAUAACUUAGAAAGUAAUUAUAAGCUUGCCAAAGAUGGAUUUCUCUCCAAGGUGCCAAUUCCCUCUCUCAAUGUUUAUUCUAUUGAUGAUUCCCUACCACCUGAUGAUGGAGCAGCAGCAGCAGCAGAUGCUUAUGAGACAACCCUAAGACGCUUGGUUACUAGCAAUGUGAUAGCCUCAACCAAUGAUGGGUUACCAAAGUUUGAUCUCAUGCUCCUAGGAAUGGGUCCGGAUGGACAUGUUGCAUCAUUAUUCCCAGGUCAUUCUCUUCUCAAUGAGGAUCAGAAAUGGGUUUCUUUCCUCAAUGACUCACCAAAACAACCACUAGAGAGAAUCACUUUCACAUUUCCAGUGAUCAAUGCUUCUUCCAAUGUAGCAAUGGUGGUUACCGGCGCAGGUAAAUCAACUGCGGUUUACACUGCACUCGAAGAUGAUGCGAAAACGGUUAAGCUGCCUGUUGAAAAGGUUUCACCUUAUGAAGGAGAAUUGAAAUGGUACUUAGACAAAGGUGCUGCUUCAAAACUGUUUAAGGAGUAGAAGCAUAUACCAUGAUACACAUGCAAAUAACAAUUCAUUAAUACUAUGUUAUAUUUGUUUAAAGAUGCAUUUUGAGUCAACUAGGCAGGUUUCUAGAUCUUUGGAAAAGUAAAGAUAUGUAUUGUUUGUCCUUGAAAGACUAUUCAUGGCAUUACUUACUAAAUAUUUAUAAGUCAAGAAAUAAUAAAAGCUUUGUUCUCUCUGGUAAA
This is a messenger RNA of Vicia villosa (hairy vetch), 1191 nucleotides long. RefSeq names its product probable 6-phosphogluconolactonase 4, chloroplastic. Gene Ontology annotation, biological process: carbohydrate metabolic process; pentose-phosphate shunt. The record is from RefSeq and is a predicted model, not a curated record. Lineage: Eukaryota; Viridiplantae; Streptophyta; Magnoliopsida; Fabales; Fabaceae. Bases 26 to 982 code for a protein of 318 amino acids. Gene Ontology annotation, molecular function: 6-phosphogluconolactonase activity. The transcript has 3 exons.